CAUGUGCUGACUAUACCAUGGCACAGAAUAAAAACUCAAUUAAUUUCUUAGGAGUUUGAGACAUUUGAACAAGUGAAAUCACAUUAUCACAGAAAGGCACCAUCUUCCCACUUUUUCCAAUGGCUACAGUUCUUAGAUCACUUCAUCUUCUGAUGAUUCUCUAUAUUUCCAGUAUUCCCUUGAACUUUGCUCAAGAUAAAAGCCAAUUCAUCUACAAUGGCUUUAGUCAAGCCAAUCUGCAUCUUGACGGAAUCGCAGAAAUUCUCCCUAAUGGUCUGUUGCAGCUAACCGAUAGUUCAAACCAGAAACUUGGUCAUGCUUUUUACCAACUUCCUAUAAAUUUCAGCACGAUUUCUUCUCUUUCAUUUUCUACAAACUUUGUGUUUGCCAUGGUUCCUCAAGAACAGGAACCAGAACUCGGUGGACAUGGCAUAGCCUUCACCAUCAGUCCCUCGAGGAGCUUUAAUGGUUUAGAAAGUCAAUACCUAGGACUCUUCAAUUAUUCAAAUAACGGCCUUACUUCCAACCACAUAUUGGCCGUCGAGCUCGAUCCUGUUAAGAGUCCUGAAUUUGAAGAUAUUGAUAACCAUGUGGGAAUUGAUGUGAAUGACCUAAGAUCACUUGAAUCGGCUCCUGCAGCAUACUAUUCCAAUGAAGAAAGGAGGAAUAUAAGCUUGGAGCUCCAAAGUGGGAAUCGAAUGCAACUUUGGAUAGACUAUGACGAAGCAGAAAAGUUGUUGAAUGUAACACUGGCCCCAAUUAGAACCCCAAAACCAGACUGCCCUCUCUUGUCAACGCCGAUCAAUCUGUCUAAGAUCGUGUUGGAAUCUAUGUAUGUUGGUUUCUCUGCUUCCACAGGAUCAGUUUCAAGUCACCACUACAUUCUUGGAUGGAGCUUUAAUAAAAGUGGGCAAGCACAAAGCCUCGACAUUUCGAGACUCCCUACACUUCCCCCACGCAGGAAACAAAUAGUAUUGAUCCGGGCUCUUCUCAUAGUAGCAGUGGUUCUGCUGAUAACGAUAACUGGAGCUGCUUACUAUUUUUGGAGGAAGAAAUACGAGGAAGUACGUGAAGAUUGGGAAAGUGAGUAUGGUACUCACAGGUUCAGCUAUAAGAGUCUCUACAAGGCAACCAAAGGUUUCAAAGCCAAAGAGAUUAUUGGAGAAGGAGGUUUUGGAAAGGUUUAUAGAGGAACACUUCCUUCUAAUGAGCAAAUUGCAGUCAAAAGAGUCUCCCAUGAUUCCCAACAGGGGAUGAAGGAAUUUGUGGCUGAGAUCAUUAGCAUGGGAAGAUUGAGACAUAGGAACUUGGUGCGGCUCUUGGGCUAUUGCCGGCGCAGGGGAGAACUCCUCUUGAUCUAUGAUUAUAUGCCUCAUGGAAGCCUUGACAGAUUCUUAUACAGCAAUGGAAGAAAACACCUUAACUGGCUUCAAAGAUUUCGAAUCCUCAGAGGAGUAGCAUCUGGCCUUCUUUACCUCCACGAAGGGUGGGAACAGACUGUUAUACACAGAGAUAUAAAAGCAGGCAAUGUCCUAUUAGAUGCUGAAAUGAAUGGAAGGCUAGGUGAUUUUGGCCUUGCUAGAUUAUAUGACCAUGACACAAAUUCACAAACUACGCUUGUGGCUGGGACUGUCGGUUAUUUGGCUCCGGAGCUUACUAGAACGGGGAGGGCAACCACUUACACUGAUGUGUAUGCUUUUGGGGCUUUCAUGCUAGAGGUCGCUUGUGGAAGGAAGCCAAUAGAGCGAAUGGGGAUGCCUGAAGAAUUAGUUUUGGUUGAUUGGGUCUUCGAGUGCUGGAGCAAAGGAGAUAUCCUCCGUGCUAGUGAUCCUAGAUUGGAAGGUAAUUAUGUGGUGGAGGAAAUGGUAUUGGUUUUGAAAAUAGGACUCCUGUGCUCACAUGUAAAUCCAGUUGCUAGGCCUAGCAUGAGGCGAGUGAUGCAGUUUUUGAAUGGCGAUGCUGAUUUGCCGAAUAUUCCAUAUGACAGUGCUUCUUUUGGUACAUUCACAAGUAGUGAAACAUUCGAUUUCUUAUGGUCACCUCCGUCAUCAUUUGUCCAGUCUUCUGACCCUUCCAUGUCUAGCACCGUUUCCAUCCUUAAAAGUGGUUGAAUCAGCUGCCUCAUCCCACGAGUAAACUACUAGAUCAUGGAUGUAUACUUUGGACCAAGUCAACCCAUGGCACACAUAAAGCUUACAGAUAACUUGGUGGUGGAGAGGGGAAGAAGAACCAUGAUGUAGAUGUAUACAGUUUCUUUUAAUAAAUAUACAUUUCCUAAACUCAUGUUAGUACUCUACUUGAGAUC
Molecule: messenger RNA, 2305 nt
Organism: Juglans regia (Persian walnut)
Lineage: Eukaryota; Viridiplantae; Streptophyta; Magnoliopsida; Fagales; Juglandaceae
Product: putative L-type lectin-domain containing receptor kinase II.2
Exons: 1
Coding region: 120-2111 (663 amino acids)
Biological process (GO): protein phosphorylation
Cellular component (GO): plasma membrane
Molecular function (GO): ATP binding; protein kinase activity; carbohydrate binding
Source: RefSeq, a predicted model, not a curated record